Odontomachus brunneus is the source of this 2894-nucleotide messenger RNA. RefSeq lists its product as uncharacterized. The transcript has 3 exons. Bases 473 to 961 code for a protein of 162 amino acids. The record is from RefSeq and is a predicted model, not a curated record. NCBI's taxonomy places the organism in Eukaryota, Metazoa, Arthropoda, Insecta, Hymenoptera, Formicidae.
CGAUAAUUGCAAAUGGUCGCUUAAUAACAGAUGAUUGAACGCGUUCCGCGGCGCGCGGCGUAGCAUUUAUCUGUCAAGAGUGGUGGCGGCCGGCCGUACGGUGAUGCGCCGGCUGACGCGCGUCCGUUGAACGUUGAACCGGCGUAGCGGGGACUCGUGAACGCACACACACGCCAGAGCGAGCGAGAGAGAAAGAGAGGUUGCGAAUUCGUUUAUUUCCAAGUCGACUGGAGACAGCCGCGACGGAGUGAGCGAACGAGCGUGCGAAAGCGCAAGAAAGAGACAGACAAAUAAGAGCGAGCCGAACGAGGCGGCCUUUGAAUAACCGCGUCUUUUAUUAUGUGAUCGCGAAUCGCGCGCGGGGCGACGACACGGUGACGGCGAACGCGAGAAGAGAGAGAGUGGUGACGCGAAAGUAAGGAAGACAGCGAGACUAGGAAGAAAGGAAGGAAAGGCAGACAGGCUAGGAAACAUGUGGAGCACUCGGGCCGAUGUUUUCUGCUACCUCAUCGUAGCGAUACUCGCUCUGCCGACUCUUGGCCGUGCAGAGGGACAAGACGACAAGACGCAACCGAGGAAGUGUAACAUCACGGACCUCGGGAGCGCACAAUGUGGUAAGAACGAGAGGUGCCACGCGAGCCGCGCCGAUCAGCAAGCGCUGUGCGAGUGUAAACGCGAAUACCAUUUAGUUAAUGGCGAAUGCGUUUUAAUCACCCUCACAACGGCAAACUUCGACCUCGCAACCCUGAAGCCUAGAGUGCUUAUGUCUGAGUCAGGAGGUAGCUCCGUAGCCGCUGGUCUGCUAAUACCAACCUUCGUCGUAGUAGUCGUCGUUCUGCUAUACGUCGGCGCGAGGCGGUACAAAUGGCUGCAACGAUUUCGGCAGUAUCGUCACAAUCGUUACGGCAAUGUCCUAGUCACGAGAGACGACGACGACGACGACGAUCCGCCGAUAGCGUAAGAGUCGAAAAGAGGCCAGGAUACAAAGAGGGAAAACGAAAGAAACAGGAAGAGAGCAAUGCUAGCGCAAAACGCUCACGUGAUGGAGACGCGCUUGGGCUUGCAAGCGACGCAACGCAUCCUUAUCCGUUGACCUCACGCAUGUAGUCACGUUCUAUGAGGGUUUUUAGCGGCGCUCUCAAACAGCGAAAAUUCGUACGCAAUCUUCCCCGAGAAAAGGACCGAGCGCUUCGUUGCGUGCGCUUCGUUGCGAGCUUUGACGCGCACUCUCUAAGGUGCAUUCAGUGUAUCCUUCACUGAGAUGCUACACUUACAAUUGGUGGUUCAAUUAGAAGUAUAGCAACCAGUAAAAGCUCACUGAGAGAAUUAAUUAAUAGAAACGGUUGUCCUCAUUACUGAUGCAGGUUUGCAAACAGAAUGUCAUCGCAUGUAAAGUGCAUAGCAACCGUUAAUUCGCCGCGAACGCUGAAAAUUGGACUUAUUGGUAUAAUAUGUAUAUUUAUAAAUUUUGUAUAAUACGUAUAUUUAUAAAUUUGUAUACUACAGAUGUGUUGCGGUGAAAUUUUAAUUCCACUGGUCGAAGUCAAUGAGAUAUACGAAGGAAGAGCAAUGAAGUAGGAGUGUUUUCACUGAGAACUAGUGAAUAUUCACUUAAUGUUAGCGAAAUAUUCUUUUUAUUUGUUACAAUCACAGAAACAUCUUUACUGAUGCACUUAAAGAGAGUAAAGUGAAAGUACCAGUUCCCAGAGACAUGCCGAGCAUUUUCUAUUGAUUCGAUCCUUAAGUACAAGAUAUCUAAACUUUCGAUAUAGCAUAUACGAAUUUAAUACAUGUAUAUAUAUAUUUCCUGUUGAAAGUUUAAAUGUUUAAAUGUAUUUUUAGAGAGCAAAACAAAUAAAAAUGUGCACGAUUAAACGCGUGUCCGGGCAUCAUCAGUACUUUUAUUUUGGUCCCGCGUGUCAUGACAUGAGUUUAUUUUGCGCUCGGUGACAUUCUCAUCCCGACGAUGUGGUUACGCGCGAGCGUCAACGGAGAAGCGCGGGUUGCGAGAAGCGCGCGGAGGAGACGAAAGGCGAGCUGAAUCACGAGGCCAAAUGCAAAGACGCGCUCGCGCGAGUAGUCACGUCUUUGUGAGCAAAGUGGAUCUUUUGCAGUCGCUUGAUUCAUGCGGAAAUUCACUGUGACUUUCCCUGCUUUUGCGUUUGCCAAGAGAAGAGAAAUUUUGGAAUUGUUGCUGUCUCUUCGUGGUGCUAUUAACCUCUUCCCUUCCGAUUGGUCGCGCAAGAGCGUUGCUACUCGCGCUAGUUGUCGAAACUAUAUUUAUAUGUGAUGACAGUGGUAGAGUAAAGGAUGUGACAUGUGACGGACUGCGUCUACGACUAGAUGUAAGAAUCCUCACAAGAACAUAAUUUUUUACAUUGAUAUUAAUAAGCUGGUCAGUAAACUUUACGUAAUGUUAGCGUAGUGUACGAUAUAAUACGGUGAUCUCUCGUUUCUCUCAUCACCUCCUCAUAUCCUCCUCACUCUGCGUGAAAUCCAGGGGAACUGUAUCAAAUGUACCAUAGAGGACGCUUUCCUUUGCAGAAUCCUUCACGUGCAGUCUUAAGUUCUUCCUUGCAGAACUUAUCCCGUGAUACUGACUCAUUCCGCUAAAUAACGCGAGUUUUCUUCGUGCAAAUUUAUAGGAAAGGAGAUUGGGAAAUUGUGUUAUGAAUCUUUAACAUUUUUAAGUAAUAUUUUUAUUUAGUCAAAUUAUAUAAUUUUGAAGUAAGUAAUAUAGAGAACCCGCAUUAUUGAUGGGAUGACUCGGUGCAAUAUUCUCGACACGCAUGACUGAAUCGAUUUGACACUCACGAUUUGACACGUGUCCAUUAAGUUAUUUUCUUGUUGCUUAUAUGUGUUUUAUAUGUAUUAAAUUUUUUAGAGCAACUUGA